Molecule: messenger RNA, 2027 nt
Organism: Salarias fasciatus (jewelled blenny)
Lineage: Eukaryota; Metazoa; Chordata; Actinopteri; Blenniiformes; Blenniidae
Gene: abraa
Product: actin binding Rho activating protein a
Exons: 2
Coding region: 227-1321 (364 amino acids)
Biological process (GO): positive regulation of Rho protein signal transduction; positive regulation of transcription by RNA polymerase II
Cellular component (GO): sarcomere
Molecular function (GO): actin binding
Source: RefSeq, a predicted model, not a curated record
UCCCGGCACUCUUCACGCCGCCGACUCACCCACUGACCGGCCGGCGAUCCAGAAGCUUCCGGAUGUUUCCCUGCAGCGCCGUCCCGCUAUAAGAGCUCAGACGCUUCCUGGGUCAUUUGGAGAUUUCACUUCGGAAACUCGUCGGGAUUUUCUUUCUGAGACCUUUACUGGUCCUAGAAUUCAGGACUUUCCGGGAGUUCUGGGAUCGGUCUGGUAUCCUGCGGUCAUGAGCAGUGGCGCGACGUCCACCGUCGCUCCGCAGGAGCCUCAGGCCUUCAAACGAGCCGUACGGAAGAUCCGAUGUGCCGCCAUGGUGGCCAGCCUGGCCAAGAGCUGGCAGGGCUGGGCCAGCGAGCACGCCGACAGGCAGGACGCCAUCCCGUCCGGCUGGAUGCCUUCGUCCGUCCAGGAGGACGACGGCAAGGGGCGCAGCCACGUGGCCAAGCUGAGCAUCACGCCGCGCGUCAUCGCGGCGGACGCCGGCGACAGCGGCGGGAGUAAGAUCCGAACCUGCUCCGUCACCAAGACGGUCCGGCCGAAGCGCAGCGAGUGCAGCAGCAGCGACGUGGUCAACGCCAUCCGGGGCAGGAUGGAGUCGGGCCCGGAGGACAGCAAGCCCUUCCUCGGCAACGAGUCGCCCACGCGGCGGCGCCAGAUGAGGGCGCUGCAGAGCGCGGCGGGAGGCGGGGGCGGCGUGAUCCAGGACAGGAAGCUGAUGCUGCAGGAGAAGAAGCUGAGCUCCAGGAGCAGCAGCGUGGACACGGAGGACAGCGGCCUGGGGGAGGACGGCGGCCCGGGUGAGGACGGCGGCCUCAGCGACAACGGCGAGCCCAAAGCCGAGCACGGCGACGCCCCGUCCAAACGCCCCGCCGCCAAACACAAGAUCAAGAUCGCCACCAUGGGGGACAUCAAGAGCCGCUGGCAGCAGUGGUCCGAGCAGCACCUGGAGGGCCAGAAGCUCAACCCCUUCAGCGAGGACUUCGACCACGAGUACGCCAUGUCGCAGCGCCUCCGCAAGGGCGACGAGGGCUACGGCCGGCCCAAGGACGGCUCCAAGACGGCGGCCAGGGGCGACCGGGCCCACAAGCACAUCCACAGGGAGAUGGAGGAGAUGGUGUGGAUCAUCAGGGACAUGGGCCUGAAGGACCAGCAGGGCCGGACCGUCAUCUCCUUCGGCCGCCUCUUCGACCGCUACGUCAAGAUCUCGGACAAGGUGGUGGGGAUCCUGCUGCGCUGCCGCAAACACAAGAUGCUGGACUUCGAGGGGGAGAUGCUGUGGAAAGGACAGGACGACGACGUCAUCAUCACGCUGAGGGACUAACGGCGGGAUCCAUGGACGUCUCUCUCCGCGAGGAAUGGAGAUUUAUUGAACAAAAGUUUUGUCGACUGGUUUUCAAAGUGUGAUGUACAUGAACUGUGCGUAAAAUACUGAGACUGUACCUGAACCCUGAGUCCUGUACCUGAACUGUGUGUACACACUCAGACUGUACAUGACAUGUGUGUCCUGUACUUCCAGGAACAGUAUUUUUCCCCCCUUGUGCCUCGCAGGUCGGCCCAGACUCAGCUCCCGGCUCCUGAUCAGCUGUUCUCUUGUACCUGAUGGGUGUGAUGAGGGGAAGCUAUCUUUAGCAUGCUCACCAUGCUCACCAUGCUCACCAUGUCAGCCGCGCUGCAGGAAGGAUCCUCCCAGCUGGAAUUACAAGUCAAACUGCAGAAACUUUCACAGGUUUUCAUUUCAUCCAUGACAAACGUCAAAAGCUGAUGAUUAAAUCUCGUCAGCAGAGAAGGAUUUUCUGUUUUAUCUUUAUGAACUUUAUUUUAUUCAUUUGUUUGUGUAUUUAAAGUGUAAAUUUAGUUGUGUAUUUAAAAUGUUUACUCGUUGACAGACACUGGAUGAGUUAUUUGUGAAACAAAAAGUUUUAAAGGGGCUGUAUCAUGCUUUUUUAGUUAGUCCAAACCCUAGAAAUGGCAUUAACAUGGUAAUUGUUUAUUUUUGGAGCUAAGGAAAAGUCAUUUUGUGUUAAAUA